Messenger RNA from Exophiala bonariae, 1260 nucleotides. RefSeq lists its product as uncharacterized. Gene Ontology annotation, molecular function: oxidoreductase activity. The record is from RefSeq and is a predicted model, not a curated record. NCBI's taxonomy places the organism in Eukaryota, Fungi, Ascomycota, Eurotiomycetes, Chaetothyriales, Herpotrichiellaceae. The transcript has 3 exons. The coding region runs from base 1 to 1260 and encodes 419 amino acids.
AUGUCUCCUGCCGCGCUUACACCGCAGCCGACAUUCAAGGUUGUGCCGCAAACAAAAUGCAAAGAUCAAAAGUUCAACUUUGGUGCCGUUGUGGAAGGCUUAGACCUCAAUGAUAUCUCUGCCAAUGAUGUCGAGAGACUAAAAGAGACAAUAUGGACGCACAAGGUCAUCGUCGUCAAGGGCCAGAAAGAUCUUGCCCCCGUCAAACACUGGGAGCUUGUCACCCGCUUCGAUCCAGAUGCCCAUCAAAUGCAUAGCCAUGGUGACAUGAAAACAUUUGAAAAGAAGGGUGGUCUUCUCUCAAAAUCCCGUGAUGUCUAUGGCAUUCCCGGAGCAGAGAAUGUUCGUCUGAUCGGGAAGGGUUAUCAAGGUCAGGGCUGCAAUUCCUCUCUAAUUGGCAAGUGCGACAGGGUCAAGACGCUAACUCCAGCAUUAAAAAUAGGCCAGGAUCACUACGGGCUCAAAAACAUCAUUAUCAAAGGCUUAACAAACGAUUUUCACGCUGAGCCCCCAAACGACGAAGAAUUUCAAGAGGGCAUCACACGCUUUCAAAGAUGGCAUAUCGACGCCCCGCUAUAUGCUCGCGAUCCGGCGUGGUUUACAACUCUUCGCGCCUUAAAGCUCCCAUCUGGUCCAGACUUGACUAUCCGGUGGGAUGACGGCUCCGGAUUGAGUAUGAAGGCCCCCCCAGGAUUAACGGCAUUCUUCAGUACCUCACAGCUGUAUAGCAUGCUCAGUGAUCAAGAAAAGCAGCUUGCUGACCACAGCUGGGUUGAGUAUGCACCACAUCCGUAUAUGUGGGUCGAGCGUUGCAAGGCUCCUCCGACAGGACUCGGCCUGAAAUCUGAGGGGAAGGAACAUACUAUUGAGGAACUUGGUGAAUACGAUGAGAAGGAUGUCAAGAGAUAUCCUUUUGUGUGGGUCAAUCCUGUCACCGGUGAGAAGGCGUUCCAAGUUCACGGCCUCGCCGCGCGGAAACUCUUUCUUCGGUCAUCCAUAGAUGAAGAACCAAAAGUUAUCGACGACGUAGUCGCUAUUCGCUCGUUCCUGCACAACAUACAGACACGCGUCCUGCGACCCGAGUACAUAUAUCUCCCCAAGGUCGAGGUGGGUGAUAUAGUAAUGUGGGACAAUUAUGGUACAUUCCAUACAGCUGUGGAUUAUCCCCUGGAGAAGUAUGGUCCCAGGACCAUGCAUCAAGCCAACAUUGGUGCAAGCAAGGGUCCUGUUGGCCCUGUGCCAAUUCCGGUUGUAGGUUGA